This is a messenger RNA of Phascolarctos cinereus (koala), 2347 nucleotides long. NCBI's taxonomy places the organism in Eukaryota, Metazoa, Chordata, Mammalia, Diprotodontia, Phascolarctidae. The record is from RefSeq and is a predicted model, not a curated record.
GCCCAGCAGGCUAGAGGAGCAAGGCUGGAAAAGGAACGUGAGUGUUCGGAGGGCCAAAGGCUUCACCAAAAGGCCUGUGCAUCCUCAGUUACCACAGGGCACGAGAAGGUUGCACGUGAGCCCCAGAUGGAGGGGAGCAAAGAGAGCCAGUAGAAGGUCAAGUUCAGAGAAGGGGGGCCAGGCCCUUUCGGUCCAGGGAGCGUUCCAAACAAGGCCCUCCCUCUGCUCCCGGCCGGGCAGUUGCCCUUGGACACGGAACGCACAACACUCGUGGACGCUCUGCGCUCCUCGCAAGGCGGGCCCAGCCCCCGCUGCGUGUUCUCGCCCCUGGAGCUCGCGCCCCGCCCGCAGCCCCAGUGCCUGAGCACCCACCUACCCCGCGCUCCUCCAGAGCCAGCCCCGCACUGCCGGACCAUGGCCAACUCCGGCUCUGACAAGAGCUCGUUGGUGCUCUCUGACACCAACCUGAGCCCCGCGAGCAGCUUCAGCAGCAGCAGCCCCAGCAGCAGCCGAGGCAGCCAAACAGCCCAUGACACCAGUCAGACGUCCGAGAAAUCUCCCAUACAGAGAAAUGGCGGUAUUCCCAGGGCACUCAGUACAUUUAGGAGAGAAUCUUCACCUUCCUUCCAGGAUUCAGUUGGGGAAGAGAUCAUUACACCAAUGUCAACAAAACGUGGAACUGAUGUAGCAUUGCAGACAGAAAUGAGUUGGCUUCAGGACCACUGUGAGAAAAAAAUGAGCCUUGCAGCAAAAGACAAUAUAUCCCAAAAGGAGAAGAUUCUGGAAAUAAUACCAGAGUACAAGAAAAAGACAAGGAUUAAAAAUUUAAAGAGUGCACUACAAAAAAUAGCAGUAGUCCGUGCUUUUGGCUCCUUUAAACCUGGGGAUGUGUCUCCUGCUUCCUAUUGCCCGUUAACCCGAGCACAAUGGGCACUACAUGAAAGGAUGCAGCAUUUAGACAUUUUGUGUGACAUGGAGUUUAAAGAAGACUUCAAAAUGUUUUUUGAACCAUUUCUGGAAACGAUCCCAAAGGUUGGGCCACCAGCCAUUCUAGCCUAUAAACCAGAGCCAGCUCCACAAGAUAUAAUUCUUGAGUGGGACAUGGAGUAUUCUGCAUGUUGUGAGUUUUGUGGAUGUGAACUGAGACCAUUUCCUUCCCUGGAUAAUAUCAACUUUGAUGCUGAAAGCUAUGAGAAUCUCUUCUGUUGUCUUGAGUUCAGGAGGCUGUUUGAAUAUGUUCUACAUGAAAGGGAACUAAUCAAAAUUAUGUAUCCAGAAUCUGAUUUAAUCUCCAUCCAGCCUCAUGCAGCCUUUGGCAGUGAGCAGGAGAGGGUCAAAGCAAAGGAAUCGUCCCUUCGGAGACAACAAGAGAGACAGAUGGCCAGAACCUUUGCAUUCAUGUCAACUGAGCAAGAAGAGAGUAAUAUAAAGCAGCUUAGGACAAUAACGUACCAACUAGCCCGGGACCCCUCAAUAAAAAUACCGAGUGAAGAGCAGUUAGUUGACUCACUUGAGGAACAAUUUGCAUUUUCUAUUGACUCUGGUGAUAUUUGGAUACUACCUUGCAUAAAGAAAAUAGAAAAGGAGUUCCUGGAAAAACACUACAAACACGGAGGAAAGUUUCUGACCAUGUUUCCAGAUGGCACAGCCCAAAUAUUCUACCCUUCAGGAAAUUUAGCAGCCAUCGUUGUGACCAACAGGAUAAAUGGUUUAAUUUGUGUGAUCCAAGAAGACACAACAAAUAAACCGGCAAUUAGGGCAAUACUUGAUUCCUGUGGAAAAAUUACUUGCUACUAUCCCAAUGGAAACAUUUGGAUUAACAUCAACCUCUUGGGAGGGCAAUUUUCAGACCAAGAAGGCAACCGAGUGAGGACUUGGAAGUGGUCCAGUACCAUGACUUCAUUGCCCUUGGUUUCAUUUAAACCAAUAUUUCUGUCUUUAAACAAUUAUGUGGGCAUCCGGAUAUUAGACCAAGACAAGGUUGUUGUCUCUUUUCUAGCACUGGGGCAACAGGCAAGAAUGAAUGUGGGAACCAAGCUGAAGGGGAGACAACAUAUACCUUUAGAGAUACAUACAAAAGAAGAGACAAGGUCCAUGUCUUUGUUCCCUGGCUGCUCCACCCCUAUGCCAAGAAUGCUCCCCUUCCUCACCUCUGCCUCCUUCUCAGAGUCCCUAGCCUCCUUCAGAGCUCAGCUCAGGUAUAUGAAGAGGUGCCCAAGUUCAAAUAUUUCCUUGAUGAGGACCUUUUUCUGCUUGCAUUCAUCAUAAGGAUUCGACGUUUGCUGAGCAAAUUUGAGAUAUGUAUGAACUUUCCCAGCAUUGAGAACUGGUAUAAACUGAAGACACC